AUGCCUCCAGAAAGGAUGGCUAAGCAGCUUUUCCUUGCAAACCUGGCCGGCAAAAGGCCGCGGGGACGGCCAAGAUUAACCUGGUGCAAACAUAUGUACGGCGUCUUUUCCAGGCUCUAUUUGUCUGGAUCGGGAACGCUGGAAGCUCACUCUGACGUGUCUGCCUUCGCGACCCGAAAGGAGAAGCGGCGAUGGAAGAUGAAGGUGAAGAUCAGCGGUGAUGUUAGUAAAUAA
Messenger RNA from Soboliphyme baturini, 234 nucleotides. The record is from the annotation of a GenBank genome assembly. Lineage: Eukaryota; Metazoa; Nematoda; Enoplea; Dioctophymatida; Soboliphymatidae.